CAGUGUCCUCAGCAGAACGAUGCUGGGGUUCUCUACUCCAGAUGUUGGAGCGGAGGCUGUGGGAGGGGGGUUGGCGAUUUUUCUCGAUCUCAUCGCGCACCGUUUCUGACGAUCCCCCGUGACGUGCCAGUUGCUGCAGCAACGCCCCGCCCCCAGCGCGGUGCGGAGUGAGAAGUGACCGGUAACCUUCACUCGGGGCCGGGAGCAGCGGAGAAGAAGAUCGGGAGCGGCCAUGGUGCUGAUAAAGGAGUUCCGAGUUGUGUUGCCGCUAUCAGUAGAAGAGUACCAAGUGGGCCAGCUUUACUCUGUAGCAGAAGCCAGUAAGAAUGAAACAGGUGGGGGUGAAGGUGUGGAAGUCCUUGUAAAUGAACCCUAUGAGAAGGAUGGAGAGAAGGGCCAAUACACACACAAGAUUUAUCAUUUGCAAAGCAAAGUACCAACAUUUGUAAGGAUGCUGGCGCCCGAGGGAGCACUGAAUAUGCACGAGAAGGCCUGGAACGCUUACCCUUACUGCCGAACCAUAAUUACAAACGAAUACAUGAAGGAUGAUUUUUUGAUUAAGAUUGAGACGUGGCACAAGCCCGAUCUGGGUACACAGGACAAUGUGCAUAAGUUAGAGCCAGACAUCUGGAAGAAUGUGGAAGUAGUACAAAUCGAUAUUGCAGAUCGCAGCCAGGUUCUCUCUAAGGAUUAUAAACCAGAAGAGGACCCAGCAAAAUACAAGUCUGUCAAGACUUGUCGUGGACCACUAGCUCCUGAUUGGAAGAAAACAAUUGGACAGCGGACGGACGUCCCUCACAUGUGUGCAUACAAGCUAGUGACUGUAAAAUUCAAGUGGUGGGGCCUGCAGAACAAAGUGGAAAGCUUCAUACAAAAGCAAGAGAGGCGGCUGUUCACAAAUUUCCAUCGGCAGCUUUUCUGCUGGCUGGACAAAUGGGUGGAGCUCACAAUGGAGGACAUUCGCAGGAUGGAGGAUGAAACAAAGAGAGAGCUUGAUGAGAUGAGAGAGAAGGACCCGGUGAAAGGAAUGGUUGCAGCAGACGAUUAGCACUAAAGUACUGAGUUCAGUUUGAACUGGCGCGAUGAACAGGAAACCUGUGUACCAGUCCUGAUGGAUUGCUCACUUCUGGAUCAAGACCAACUACAUGUUUUUGCAGAUGAUUUUAACCCCUUGUAGUUUACUCUAGGCACCGUUUAAUAUUGUGAGCUAGUAGUCCUAUAAUGAGCAAGCACUAAGAUUCUCACACCUGCGUGAUGAAGGAGCUCACUACUCAGGUGCGUUGUGUAUAUAUUGUAUUAACAAAGCCCUCCGCUCUUCUAUUUUCAUUGUCCCCAGAGAGUUUUCCAUUGAGCUCCUAAUUAAUUUAAAUGUCACUUUUAGAGAGAGAAAUUGUAUUGUGAUAUUUGUGAAUUGAAAAUAGUUUUUCAUUUUCACUUUUUUUUUUUUGUUUUUUUUGAGGCACAUGAAUUGCUUUCACGGUCUUAAAAUUGUGGGAGUUAAAGGGUACAAACCCGAAAGAUUCUACAAUAUUAUUCUACGUCAAUCCCCUCUAUUCGAUUGAUCAAAAGCUAAAUGAAAUGAAAGGGCUCCACAGCACAACUAGUUUUAUUUAUCUCCCUCCAUUUUGGAAAUUCAUGUUUUUAUUUUAUUUCUUUUUUGUCACCAGUUGCUAUGUUAUAAAUAACUGCAAAGCUGAUGCAUAAAAUGCUUAUACUGUGAUCUGAUAAUCAUUCCAAGUAAUCUCAAUUUAUACCUCCCAAAACUCCCAGAUGAAAUAUAGCAUACACUUUUGCUAGGCUUCUAAGCGACACUCUGGUAGCAAUAUCCAAAAAAAACCUUCUAAAGCUGGCUGGGAGUGCUGGGACGUCUAGUUCAACAAAACAACUUAUAUCUGGUUGAAUAAAUGGAUCAUGUUCAAAAUGUUGACAAGAUUCGGGGAUAACCUCAUCUGAAAUUUAAAAAAAAAAGUUUUCGGUUGAGUUAUGUAAAACAAGUAAAAUGUUCUUCUCUCUGCUACACCUGUUCCAGACCCAGGAACAAAUCCUUCACCUGCUCUGGUAACUUCCUAGCAGUGUAUAUAAGCUCCCUUCCUACUACGCUUCCUAUUAAUCACAAUGGGAAACUCUUGGGGACACUCACACCAUCACAGCUGUGGGGAUUCAGGUUCUCCUUUAAACUUUUAGCAAACGGCAUUUGUGCAAUAACCAAGUACUCUGCAGAAUUUAAUUUGUUCACGAUUUCCCCCCUGUAUUAUAUCUGUUCAUCAUGCCAUAAUGACAAUAUUGGGUGCAGUUCAGCCCCUUACGAUAACUGUAUGUUUUAGUCUGUGUACAAAGUAGAAUUGUUGAAGAUAUGAUAAAAUAGGCCUAUUUUAAUAUAAAUACAGAUAACGUCAUAGUUUUAACAUCAUUCCUGUGCAUUUUUUUCUACAGUUCUGAAAAAUUGUCAACUGAGAAUUAGAUUGUUAUUAAAAUGUUUGGCUAUGGAA
Messenger RNA from Pseudophryne corroboree (corroboree frog), 2489 nucleotides. RefSeq names its product phosphatidylinositol transfer protein alpha (gene PITPNA). The record is from RefSeq and is a predicted model, not a curated record. NCBI's taxonomy places the organism in Eukaryota, Metazoa, Chordata, Amphibia, Anura, Myobatrachidae. Gene Ontology annotation, molecular function: phosphatidylinositol transfer activity; phosphatidylcholine intramembrane carrier activity; phosphatidylinositol binding. Gene Ontology annotation, cellular component: cytoplasm. The coding region runs from base 233 to 1048 and encodes 271 amino acids. The transcript has 12 exons. Gene Ontology annotation, biological process: phospholipid transport.